Daldinia caldariorum is the source of this 936-nucleotide messenger RNA. Its product is annotated as NuA4-domain-containing protein. The coding region runs from base 129 to 716 and encodes 195 amino acids. The transcript has 3 exons. Lineage: Eukaryota; Fungi; Ascomycota; Sordariomycetes; Xylariales; Hypoxylaceae. Gene Ontology annotation, cellular component: NuA4 histone acetyltransferase complex. The record is from RefSeq and is a predicted model, not a curated record.
AAAAACGCUUGGACCAUUACGCGUUCUGAAAUGACUUGAGGAUUGAAGAUUCAAACUCCAACCUUUUUUUUUUUUUUUAGCUUAGUUAGCUCAUUCAAUCUUAAUAGCGACGCCAACCUAAAAUCGCGAUGACUGAAAAUGUUCAACCCGGUACUGGCGGAGCUGCCAAUGGCGAACGGCCGACCUCCCUCACGGAGUAUACAAAGCAGCGACAGCAUCUCAAGGAGCUUCUAGGUAAGCGGAAACAGCAAGAGCGCCAGCUGUCGCAAUUGGAACAAACCAUCAUCGACCUCGAAGCUAAAUAUUUGAACAAUACCCGCUACGGCAACAUCGUCAAGGGCUUCGAUAACUAUAUCAAGGGGACUAGUUCCGCGGCCCAGCGCAAGCAAGGAGAGCUAAAGGACGAGGAUUUUAUAUGGUCGCGAUCAUCGAUAUCCUACAAUAACCUUCACCCCGACAAUACCGAAGCAACAUCCGCAACCUCGACGCCGGGCGCGCCGACCCCCGUCUCUACAACCUUCGCGAACAGGGAGAAGGACAGCGCGUCAAACCACCCGACGCCGACGUCCGCGACCGAGAGGGGCUCCGGAAAGGCCGGCAAGACGGGCAAGAAGAGGACGCAGAAGAAGGACAAAGACGCGGAUGCGGAAGACAGCGAGACGGACUCCCGCGAAACCAAGAAAGUCCGAACGCACUUUGGCGCCUCGCGAAAGUGAAGGCUAUCUAACCUAGGUACCCAGGUACCUUAGGUACAUUACAAGAGUUUAUAAUGGGAUUUCGUUUCCCGCAUUAUCCAGUGUGGUUUCGGCGUUUAUCGGCGGGUGGGCGGGCGAGUGGGCGGACUGACUGGCUGGCUUAGCUUUGACGGCGUUGGUUUGUUAGGUAGGGCGUUUAUUUGGGAAUAUAACAAAAGCACUUUUUUUACGUGCUUUUCUU